This is a messenger RNA of Dromaius novaehollandiae (emu), 2433 nucleotides long. It is a transcript of the gene YARS1, whose product is annotated as tyrosyl-tRNA synthetase 1. The transcript has 14 exons. The coding region runs from base 166 to 1749 and encodes 527 amino acids. Gene Ontology annotation, biological process: tyrosyl-tRNA aminoacylation. NCBI's taxonomy places the organism in Eukaryota, Metazoa, Chordata, Aves, Casuariiformes, Dromaiidae. Gene Ontology annotation, molecular function: ATP binding; tyrosine-tRNA ligase activity; tRNA binding. The record is from RefSeq and is a predicted model, not a curated record.
GGCCCCGCCCCCAACGGCCGCGCCCGCCCCGCCCCGCCGCCAGGCCGCGCGCCCCGCUCCCCAUCCGGCAGCUCGGCGCGCGGCUGCCCCCGCUGGCGGAAGUGACGCUCAGGGGCGGUAGGCGAGCGCCGAGCGGAGCUGAUGUAACCGGGAGACGCCGCCGCCAUGGAGGCCGCGCCCGGCCCGCAGGAGAAGUAUCACCUCAUCACCCGGAACCUGCAGGAGGUGCUGGGGGAGGAUAAGCUCAUGUCCAUCCUGAAGGAAAGAGAGUUGAGGAUCUACUGGGGGACAGCCACCACAGGCAAGCCGCACGUGGCCUACUUUGUGCCAAUGUCCAAGAUCGCAGACUUCCUGAAGGCAGGAUGCGAGGUGACGAUACUCUUCGCUGAUCUCCAUGCUUACUUAGACAACAUGAAGGCCCCCUGGGAGUUGCUGGAGUUGCGCACCCGCUACUACGAGAACGUGAUCAAAGCCAUGCUGGAGAGCAUUGGAGUGCCCCUGGAAAAGCUGAAGUUUGUCCGGGGCACCGACUACCAGCUCAGCAAGGAGUACACGCUGGACGUGUACCGCCUCUCGUCCGUGGUCACGCAGCACGACGCGAAGAAGGCGGGAGCUGAGGUGGUGAAGCAGGUGGAGCACCCCUUGCUGAGCGGUUUGCUCUACCCAGGCCUGCAGGCCCUGGAUGAGGAGUACCUCAAGGUUGACGCACAGUUCGGAGGAGUUGAUCAGAGGAAGAUUUUCACCUUUGCAGAGAAGUACCUUCCUUCUCUGGGCUAUGCCAAGCGCGUCCAUUUGAUGAACCCGAUGGUUCCUGGUCUAACAGGCAGCAAAAUGAGCUCAUCAGAAGAGGAGUCAAAGAUCGACCUUCUAGACCGCAAGGAGGAUGUGAAGAAGAAGUUGAAGAAGGCCUUCUGCGAGCCAGGAAAUGUGGAGAACAACGGCGUCCUCUCCUUCAUCAAACACGUCCUCUUUCCUCUCAAGUCAGAGUUUGUGAUUCUGCGAGAAGAAAAAUGGGGAGGAAACAAAACCUACACAGCCUACGAAGCCUUGGAGAAGGACUUUGCUGAGCAGGUCGUACAUCCUGGAGACCUAAAGAAUUCAGUGGAAGUGGCCCUGAACAAGCUGCUUGACCCCAUCAGAGAGAAAUUCAACAACCCAGAGCUGAAGAAGCUAACCAACGCAGCGUAUCCCGACCCUUCCAAAGCCAAGCCCGCAGAGAAGGGCACCAAGAACUCGGAGCCAGAGAACGUGGUCCCAUCUCGGCUGGACAUCCGCGUUGGCAAAGUGAUCAGCGUGGAAAAGCAUCCGGAUGCGGACAGCCUGUACGUGGAGAAAAUCGACGUGGGCGAGCCCGAGCCUCGCACCGUGGUCAGCGGCCUGGUGCAGUUUGUCCCCAGGGAGCAGCUGCAGGACAGACUGGUGGUGCUGCUCUGCAACCUCAAGCCCCAGAAGAUGAGGGGAGUGGAGUCGCAGGGCAUGGUGCUGUGCGCUUCCAGUGUGGGGGAGCCGCGGCAGGUGGAGCCCCUGGACCCACCAGCCGGGUGCUGCGCCGGGGAGCGCGUCUACGUGGAGGGCUACGAGGGCGGGGAGCCUGACGACGAGCUCAAGCCGAAGAAGAAGGUCUUUGAGAAGCUGCAGGCUGACUUCCGCGUCUCCCAGGACUGCGUUGCCCAGUGGAAGCAGAGGAACUUCCUGACCAAGCUGGGGAGCAUCUCGUGUAAAACCCUGAAGGGGGGGAGCAUCGGCUAACGAGCGCCAGAGCCACCGCUCGUACUUCCCGCCUGGCUCCCUCCACCGCUCCGGCCAGGCUCUCCUCCCCGGCCCACUGCCAUCUCUCCUCCCACAGCGCCCCGAGCAGGGGGCUCAGCCCUGAGGGACCCAGGGGUUUGGGGACUGCGACCCCCCCCACCCCUUGUGAUAGCGCGAGGCCUCCUGGAGAGCUGCCUCCGCCACCCCCCUCACCCUGGGCCUGCUCGGGCCUGUGCCUCGGGCCAGUUCUGGGGACUCGUGGUGUCACCGCGGCUAAGGGACCCGUGUGACGUGUGCGCUGUGUCUCCAAGCUUCCCACCAGGGCCGUAGGCUCGCCCUCCGCUGUGCCACAGCCUGGAAGCCCUGCCCGCUGGUCCUGUCCCCGGGACGGCGCAGUCGGGGGAAGCAACGGGGGUUAAAAGGGAAGGCUGCUUGCUCAAACCUGUGUUGCUGCUAAGGGGGCUGGGGCAGCUGCCUGGCAGCCAGGCAGGCCCCCUCCCCUCUGCCCGAGCAGCCCCCGCUCCCCGCUCAGCCUGCCGGAGGCCGGGGCCCUGCCCGUGCUGCUCUCCCGCGGGGGCCGGCGGGGGGUGCGGGCUCUGCAUGGCCGCAGGGGGCACGAGCCCUAAACACUGACUCGGGAACCAUGUCUGUCAUGAACCCAAAUAAAGCGUCGAUGUGACUGCA